AUGGACUUUAGAAAGAUUGCGGACGAUGUAUAUGCGCUCGCCGCGUCGGAGGACUCUAUCGCGCCGCUCGUCAAGGAAGCCCUGGAGGUCAUCGAUGAGGGCUUGGACACCCAUGGGCAGGAUCGUAUUUCAAUCAGCUUCAACGGCGGCAAGGACUGCACUGUCCUGCUGUAUCUCUAUGCCGGUGCGCUCGCUAGGCGACUAGGACCGUCGGAGACUAUGAAGCCGAUACAUGGAAUAUACAUCGCUGUACCUUCACCCUUUCCUGUACUCGAAAAGUUCAUCGACGAUGCCGCCAAGUCCUAUAAUCUUGACCUCUUCCACUGCAAGCCGCCGGUCGAAACCAGCGUUACACUUCCAGAACAACUGGAACAGGCACCAACGAAGCCUAGGGCAGGCGGCGGGAUGCUACAGGCUCUAGAGAUCUACAAGCAAAAGUUUCCUGAAAUCAGUGCCAUCCUUAUCGGUACACGACGGGCAGAUCCUCAUGGUGCAAAGCUCUCCCACCGAAAUAUGACAGACGAAGGAUGGCCAUCUUAUGAGCGCAUUAAUCCGAUUAUCAACUGGUCAUACAGCGACGUAUGGAAGUUUUUGCGGCAACUGGAAGUACCGUAUUGCAGUUUGUACGAUGAAGGAUAUACAUCCCUUGGGUCCACCUAUAACACCUUCCCUAAUCCUGCUUUGCUUGUACCAGAAUCUGAGUUACUGACGUCGGAUUCUUCGACGCCACCAUCUACCGAUACUCCACCUCAACCAGAUGUCCUCCUGCCGCCAACUGCCCCAACGUCGGCACCACAUUCGCGUUCAGACAGUGUUAUAUCAAGUCCGUCAUCUUCAUUAAUAUCCACACCACGCUACCGGCCGGCUUUUGAGCUACUGGAGGGAAGCUUGGAGCGCGCUGGAAGGGGUUCAGCUAUUUCGAUCGGCGGCGCAUAG
Messenger RNA from Desarmillaria tabescens, 936 nucleotides. RefSeq lists its product as uncharacterized. Bases 1 to 936 code for a protein of 311 amino acids. Gene Ontology annotation, biological process: FAD biosynthetic process. The transcript has 5 exons. Gene Ontology annotation, molecular function: FMN adenylyltransferase activity. NCBI's taxonomy places the organism in Eukaryota, Fungi, Basidiomycota, Agaricomycetes, Agaricales, Physalacriaceae. The record is from RefSeq and is a predicted model, not a curated record.